Closterium sp. Yama58-4 is the source of this 1968-nucleotide messenger RNA. Lineage: Eukaryota; Viridiplantae; Streptophyta; Zygnematophyceae; Desmidiales; Closteriaceae. The record is from the annotation of a GenBank genome assembly.
AUGCAAGCGUCCUCAUCGCGGUCUCUUCGCCUCGUAGCCACAGCUACUGUCCAGCAGUCCCAGGCCACCAGCGCUCAGUUGCCGUCGUCGCUAGCGAUCAAGGAGGACGCGCCGAUCAACUUCGACGAUCUAGGGUUCGGGCUGGUGGAGACGGACUACAUGUACGUCGCCAAGUGCGUGCGCGGGGAGGAGUGGCAGCACGGCGAGCUGCGGCCGUACGGCAACCUCGAGAUUAGCCCCGCCGCUGGCGUGCUCAACUACGGCCAGGGCGUGUUCGAGGGCAUGAAGGCGUACCGCACGGCGGACGGGCGCGUGCUGCUCUUCCGCCCGCGGGAGAACGCCCUUCGUAUGCAGGAGAGCGCGGACCGGCUCAGCAUGCCCGGGCCCCCCGUGGAGCAGUUCGUCCAGGCGGUGAAGGACACCGUUCUCGCGAACCUGCGAUGGGUGCCGCCAUGUGGCAAGGGCGCGCUGUACAUCCGGCCGCUGCUGGUGGGCACGGGACCAGUUCUUGGACUGGCACCAGCACCCGAGUACUCGCUGCUCAUCUAUGUGUCGCCUGUGGGGAACUAUUUCAAGGGCGCCACGCUCACGCCCAUCUCCCUCAAGGUGGAGGAGCUCUACCACCGCGCUGCCCCUGGUGGCACUGGGAGUGCCAAGGCCAUCGGCAACUACUCCCCGGUGCUCAAGACUCAGAUUGCGGCAAAGCAAGAUGGGUUCUCCGACGUGGUCUACCUCGAUGCGCAAGAAAACAAGUACAUCGAGGAGGUGUCAUCGUGCAACAUCUUUGUGGUGAAGGACAAUGUCAUCUCCACUCCGGACCUACGCGGCACCAUUCUCGCAGGCAUCACCCGCCGCAGCAUCCUUGAACUCGCCCACUCCCUGGGCUACAAGACGGAGGAGCGCCAGGUGUCAAUUGAGGAUUUGCUGGCAGCGGAUGAGGUUUUCUGCACGGGGACAGCUGUGGUGCUCUCUCCGGUUGGUGCUGUGACAUUCAGAGGGAACAAAACUACCUUUGGCGAUGGAGAAGCAGGGAAGGUCUCACAGCUGCUAAUGGGGCCUCCUCGUGGGAGAGGCGGGUUCGGCGGCAGAGGCGGCGGCGGAGGCCGCGGAGGCUUCGGCGGACGGGGCGGUGGUGGAGGCCGCGGGGGUUUCGGCGGGCGUGGUGGGGGCCGAGGGGGCGGAAGGGGUGGCCGCGGGGGGCGCGGAGGAAGAGGGGGAGGGCGCGGGGGUAUGAAGGGCGGAGCGAAGGUGGUGGUGGAGCCUCAUCGCCAUGAGGGCGUGUUCGUUGCUCGCGGGAAGGAGGAUGCUCUUGUCACGAGGAACAUGGUUCCUGGAGAGAGUGUUUACGGCGAGAAGCGGAUCAGCGUCGAGUUGGAGGAAGGGAACAAGGUGGAGUACCGAGUGUGGAAUCCUUUCCGAUCCAAGCUCGCGGCCGCUAUUCUUGGCGGCGUCGACAACAUUUGGAUUAAACCCGGGUCUCACGUGCUCUACCUCGGUGCCGCCUCCGGCACUACCGUCUCCCACGUCUCCGAUAUUGUUGGCCCGACGGGAAUCGUGUACGCCGUGGAGUUUUCUCACCGGUCGGGUCGCGAUCUCGUGAACAUGGCCAAGAGGCGAACCAACGUGAUACCCAUUAUCGAGGACGCCAGGCACCCGCAGCGCUACCGCAUGCUCGUCGGCAUGGUGGAUACGAUCUUCGCUGACGUGGCGCAACCAGACCAGGCUCGUAUUGUUGCCUUGAACGCUCAUUACUUCCUCAAGACGGGCGGCCACUUCGUUAUAAGCAUCAAGGCCAACUGUAUCGAUUCUACAGUUCCUGCAGAAGCAGUGUUCGCGAAAGAAGUGGCGAAAUUGCAGCAGGAGCAGUUCAAGCCUGCUGAGCAACUGACGCUGGAGCCUUAUGAACGAGACCACGCUUGUGUGGUGGGCGGUUACCGCAUGCCAAAGAAGAAAAAGGAUGCUAAAUAG